GUCUCACCGACUGUUUACUGAGCUCUCCUAGUUUUGACUUUUAACUGUUUAACUUGGUGUGACAUUAGUUACCGUGGAGUAAAGUGUAUAAUAUACUUGUAAAUUUGCUUAUUUACGUAAAACCAAUAAAACGUCAACCAAACGGUGCAUCGCUUUUGCUUUUCCGUAGUUGAAGAAGAUCAUCGCACAAACGAAACGAGGGCCCGAUAGUGAUAAUAAUGGCAUUUCAGACCGGUCGAACCAGACCGCUGAACCGGAACGCACGCAACAACGAGGGCCGUCAGAAUUACGCCUUUGAUGCCGGGCUCUUAUCCGGCGCACGCCCAAACGUAGCCGAUCGCGAUGGUGAAGAUUCUGACGUGCAGUUCAGCUCUGACUCGGAGAGCUCCUCCGACUCGGAUGGCGAGUCGACGCGGUUGUCAGGACUCGCGGCGAGCUUCCGAGUGGUGUCCGAUUCGCUUCUGAGAAUGGAGCAAACGGAGCUGGAGAUGGCCAAGGCGAGGGAGGCUUUGCGGUUGAAAGCGGAGAAGCAGCGGGUUGAGCUGGAGGCCGAGUUGACUCAGAUGCUGUUGCAGACUCAGUUGCAGGUGGCGUCGUUGGUUUCGCGGCAGAGUCCGAGGCGUAAAAGGAAGCGAGUUGAAGACGCAGAUGAGUCGCCGUCGCCGUCGUCAUCAAUCUCCCAAAGGGAAGGAGCUUUGGUGUUGAGCCUUGUUCAAUGCAAUUUGCUAUUUUAGUUAUGUCACCGCUAAUAAGGGGGUGGUUUGUUUAUUUCAUUUUAGAUCCAGCUCCAAGCCUCUAAAAUGGCGGCAGUGCUUCAUAUGCUUGUGCCUGCCUGUAUUACAUUUCAAGGGGCACAUUCAUGCUUGUACUUACUUGAUCACUUCUACUUUGAUUAUAUAAAAUUUUGGAUUUUGACCAUA
Prunus mume (Japanese apricot) is the source of this 920-nucleotide messenger RNA. RefSeq lists its product as uncharacterized. The record is from RefSeq and is a predicted model, not a curated record. Lineage: Eukaryota; Viridiplantae; Streptophyta; Magnoliopsida; Rosales; Rosaceae.